Messenger RNA from Pygocentrus nattereri (red-bellied piranha), 3297 nucleotides. It is a transcript of the gene efnb3a, whose product is annotated as ephrin-B3a. Lineage: Eukaryota; Metazoa; Chordata; Actinopteri; Characiformes; Serrasalmidae. The coding region runs from base 871 to 1863 and encodes 330 amino acids. Gene Ontology annotation, molecular function: ephrin receptor binding. The record is from RefSeq and is a predicted model, not a curated record. Gene Ontology annotation, biological process: ephrin receptor signaling pathway; axon guidance. The transcript is spliced from 6 exons. Gene Ontology annotation, cellular component: plasma membrane.
UCUCCACGCGAGGGGUUGAGUGAGCCGAGCUCCUGACUCGAGCUCUCCUUCCUCGCGUCGCUCUCCGCGCUCGUCCUCGCCGCAUUUCCCCUUUGUGCGCCUUUCCUCCUCCUCCGGAUGAAUCCAGGAUGAGUCUGGAGGCGCCGCGUGGGGCAGAAGAUCAGCAGGAGACGUGAAGGAGAAGCAAAAGUGCAGCAGCACAACUUCAGUCCUCCAGUCUUCACCCAGGAACAGGCUGGAGGGAUUCUUCCACCCCAAAGCAGCAGGACUCGGAUGGAGGGAAGCUCCUUUUUCCCAGGACAGAGGAUGGACCGUGGAGAGAGGGUCCCUGUUUUAGGCUCCUGCAGCUGCUAGUGGAGUGUUUCCCCUCCGAGACACACUCAGUGGAGCUGGAGAGCAUCAGCCCGAGUGAGUGCAGCACUCCCGGAUUCAGUGGAGCCCCUCGGCUCAGACCGAUCAGACCUUCUGCCUCCUUUUUGCCAUGUUUUUGUCUGUUUUGCCUCUUUGGAUCCCGGUGAGCCUCACUUCUCCAGCUUGCCCUUGAAUGCCUAUCCCUCGUCUUUCGCCUUCCGACACUCCUGAAGCCGACAAAUGGUCCUGCUAUGAGUGAAGUGUCCGGAAAUGUAGCUAAAUACAGUGUCCAGUCACCCACCUGCAGUCUAUGCAAUAGAGUUUGGGGGUCCGCCGGCCGGUUCUGAGCAGCUUUCCACUGGCUUUGGUCUUGUUUUUAUUCCUGCUGCUGCUCAGAUGUGGAGGUUGAAGUCAGGCCAUAUCUUCACGCUUUGAAGGAGUCCUGUAACUUCACCCCUUCCUCCUGUUUUUUGGUCUCUGGACGCUCCUCUCCUCGUCAGAGUGUCCUGCUGGAGGGAGAUGGGCGCUCAUGCUUUGGGAUUUUUGCUGAUUUUCCUGCUGGAGCGCGCACGGGUCGAGGCGGGCAACAUGGAGCCCAUCUACUGGAAUUCCCUCAACAGAAGGUUUGGGGAUGAGAGGGGCUAUGUGCUUUACCCUCAGAUCGGUGACCGGUUGGACCUGGUGUGUCCGGCGUCCGCUCCAGCCGGCCCGCGCUCCACCUCGGAAUACGAGUACUACAAACUGUACCUGGUGUCCACACGCGAACAGGCCGACAGGUGUGAAGUGAUGGGCCCUCCUAACCUGUUGCUGACCUGCGACCGGCCGAACGCAGACAUGCGCUUCACCAUCAAGUUCCAAGAGUUUUCGCCGAACCUGUGGGGCCACGAGUUCAAAAACCUCCACGAUUACUACAUCAUAGCUACCUCGGACGGCACCAAGCAAGGGAUAGACAGCAUGCGAGGAGGAGUAUGUGUGACGCGAGGGAUGAAGGUGGUGCUCAAAGUGGGACAGACUGCCUACGGACUUCCACCAAAACCCAAGCCUGAUCCGGCCAAAACCAACACCAGGACUCCAGGUCAGAAUGACGAAGGUAGCUCCUCCAAGGAUGAGGCAGGUGGGCAGAGCGACGACGGCACAGUUCCCGCCUCCAACAUCGCCCUUAUUGCCGGCGGGGCGGGUGGAGCUGCCUUCCUGCUGCUGGUCGCCGUGGUGAUCGGGGCAGUUUGUUACCGCCGGAGGAAGGCCAAGCACUCCGAAACGCAUCACCCGGCCCUGUCGCUGUCCUCUCUGACCCCGAAACGGGGCAGCGGCACCGGGGUCACGGCUGGCGGCCCCUCCAUGGGGGUCAACACUGGUGGCUCUGAGCCCAGUGACAUCAUCAUCCCACUGCGGACUUCAGACUCCGCCUACUGCCCGCACUAUGAAAAAGUCAGCGGGGAUUACGGACAUCCGGUCUACAUCGUCCAGGAAAUGCCCCCUCAGAGCCCCGCUAACAUCUACUAUAAAGUAUGAGGAGGGUCUGAGACGCAUAGACGCACACACUGCAGACAAAUAUAAACAUCUUGGCAAGUGAAGGGAUCUUAAAUGUGUUCGAAUCUAAGCAGUAUUUCUCAUUUCUAUCAGAUUUUUAUGGUUCAGUCUGUUUCUAGACACUUUUGCUUCAUUAAAACGGAACGAUUUUAACGUAAACGUGUAUCGACGUAGAAUGCAAACCAACUCAUUUACAUAGACCCACCCAUGUAGCCUACAGCAGCUUAGCUCCACCCACUCAUAAUGAAGUUAGAAGCCUGGGCUGCUUGUUGAAUUAGUCACAGCCUAUCAGAGCAGACUCAUUUACAUAUUUCAGUAUUAAAGGCACGGCCUGUUUAAUUCUAAGAAGGAAAAAGAAUUAAGAAGGUUUUUGGAAGACAAAACAAAUGUGGCCAGUGGUGCAUGAAAAGUAACCACUGAUAAGCGUGAUAUCACUGCAUAAUAAUGACAUAACUAAUUAGUGCUAAUUAUGUAAUUAAUUGUGUAAUUGAACUUAUACUUAAAUAGUACUCCACACUGCAGACAGGGGUUCGAAUCCCUGUUCAGGCAGGAAUGCCAUUCUAUACUAAUUGAGUCCUUGGCCAGACUCAAACUGUGGCAGACAUCUUUGGGGGUCCCCUUUUGGAAAGUCUGACUAUGGCAAGCAGGUCUAAUACGUCUUCUUCUCAGUUGCUUAUCUGAUUUAGUCACCAGCAGGCGGGUUUGGUGGGUCCCAUAAGAGGUAAAACCAAAUUAGGAUUCAUGUUGCUGGUCGCACGUUGGUUGUGGCAUAGAAAAGCUUACGAAGGCCGGUGUGAACGUCACUGCUAACAACAGUGUCUUCAGGGCUGUUACCGACAUAAAGUCAAAAAUAUCCAGAGUUUCUCAGCAGCUUGAGGCGCUCAGUCUGUAAGCUUCUUCAGUUUUAACACAGUGACACAGCUCGUGCACUAGAUUAGACAGAUUUGCUACAAAUUUGAGCUGGACGAAUUUAUAUCUUAUUUAAGGGGAGGAGACUAAUGAUAUACACAAGGAUAAUGUAGGAAAAUGCAUGCAUGUCAGAACAUUCACAAUUUAUCCAGAGAAAUGGUUCAGAAAACCUAUAAAUUCGAUUUUAUCUCUCUUAUGGGGGGUCCUUUUACUCUUAUGGGAGGCCAGGACCCCCUUACACACCCCUUGGAUUCAAACCCUGCUCCUACUGCUGCAGAUAAGCUGUAAAACAUGAUCAAAGUUCGGUCACGAAGUUCGGUUAUAUUUGAGCGUCGGACAAAUAUAAAUAAGUCCAUGCACGUCGGAAAGCUCCUCAGAGACAUCAUUCAGACCCAUUCAACCAUGUAAAGAACCAUUUAUGCGUUCGGACGGUUCUUUGAGUGUUCACAGUACGAUAUACACCGGUCAGGCAUAACAUUCUGACCACCUCCUCGUUUCUGCGCUCAC